AAUGUAUUCAUUAUUUCUCACAUUAUUAGGUUAAUAUUAGUGAAGGAAACAUGGUAAAUUGCCCUGACACAGGGCUUGUGUGUUGGCUACAGCUAGCAGCUGACAGGAGUUUAUCAACAAGGACUAACGUCGUAGACCACGUGGGUGUCGCAGGUCGCCGACCACCAAAGGUAGGGGGAAAGGGGUGGUCUGUUUACGUCUGGUGAUAAGACGCGUCACUUCCGUCGCUCUGGCGACUGCGCGCCAAGCCAUUGACAGGAGGGGGUAGGGGUGGCUGCUGAUAGCUGGCCCAGGGCUGCCAACGCCCAAAGAUAAUGGCGUGCUGGCAUCGCGCACGGCAAAAGACGUGGCGUUAGACGGCGUAACAUUUAGGUGUGCAAAGUUGGCAGCCUUGUCAAAAUGGUUGCGGGCCUAAGGUAAGAGGCAAAACGUAAACAAAUGUAUCAUUUACAACACAGCUGACUGGAAAUGAUAACGGGAGAAAAACAUACAAGAAUUCCUGCAAGAAGAUGCAUAGCCAGAAUCAAUGAAGAAAAUUUAUAAUUUAGUGUAGGGGUAAUGGCCUCACUUGAAAGACCAGAUACGCGGCGCGAAUUUACGACAAAACGCUCGCAUGCAGUUCACAAAAAAAUUUUAUAACAUAAAGAAGUUUUAUAAGUUAUACCUAUAUUAAAAACAGGGUUCCCACGCUCUGAAAGUCCUUGAAAAGUGCUUGAAAUAUUUUGAAGUAAUUAAGGGCCCUUAGAAGUGCUUGAAAAAACUUUUAGGUGCUUGAAAGUGCUUGAUAAAGUUUACACUGUAAGUUAUAAUUACGUUGUACAUAUUUAUUUAGGACAAGUUUUUAGUGUGGCACCGUAAUUUAAUUCUACGAUAACUUAUUUAUGGUAUGUUCAAAUAGUUGUCAUUUUUACAUUGAAUAAUGCCUCGUUUUUCGACGGCAUACGAUAAGAUAUCUUCUAUGCACUAUUUUUAUCGGCAGUUAUGGUGUCAUCAGUGUUUUUGUUCUGACAAAUGACGAUCACUUUCAUUUGCUUUGUGUCUAGAUUGUAGAGCAUUACUCUAUGAUUGUCCGUUGCUGCAGCCAUGUUGGAAUUUGCAGUUUGUUGACUUCGUUCUCGUAAAAAUGCCGGGAGGGAAGUGUGUUUUUAGGGCCGGUUUCACCAAAGUAGUUUAAGCAAAUUAAUCUCGAUUAGUUUCAAUAUAAACUCGUUUAGUCGAUUGUGCGUUUCACCACAUGCGUAAUCUCGAUUUUCCAGAGUAAAGCGAGAUUUUAUAUUAACUGGCCAAGUUCUUCCAGUUUGCGCAGCUAAUCUCGCUUAACGUAUAUAAACAAAUGGCUCGAGCAGCUUACAAUGUUAUAUUUGAAGAAGAUUCGGAUGGAGAUGAUUUUAUUAUUUUGCGUCGACCUCGUACAAUUCGCGAAAGGAGUAAUUAUUUUGAAAACUUUGAUGAAGUGGACUUUAGAACCCAUUUCCGUCUGUCGAAACAGUCUGCACAUAUACUGAUCUAACAAAACUGACUUCUCAUGUGGCGAAAGAUUUCGACUUAUUUGUAGCUUUUCUUUAAUUACAGCUGAAACUGCACCAUUGCCAAUCAUGUUUAUAUGCGAUAUGACAAUUUCCACGAUAUUACUAAUUUUUCAAAAAAGUAAAAAGUUUUUUUUUUUUAGGUUAAUGCGGCCACCAUAAAUUACGCUCGGCCAAAAGCUGCAUCUAAAAGAGGGGAAAAAAUACAUAUUCGGGUAUCUCCGACAGAUAUUCGGGUAUAUUAGCUAGGUAAUGGGUGUUUUUAUGUGGAAGGCAUUUAUAAAUCGAGUUUUAGAAAUCUCGAUUAAUUUAAACUUGUGUAACGAUGGUGAAACACACGUCGGAAUUAAACUUACGAUUAUACUUAAUCUAGUUUUGUAAAUCUCGUUUUGUAACAAAAUUAAACCUGCUUGGUGAAACCGGCCCUUAGUGAUGCGUGGCUCGCAAACGAUAUUUAUUCAUUAUGGUUAGUGAAAGUGCCUGAAAAAAAUAAAGCAAGAUGUUCGUUUUGUUCAAAAAAUUUUGACGUAAGUAGCAUGGGUGAAGCUGCUUUGAAAUGUCAUAUUAAAGGUAAAAAACAUGCUGCUUUCACUGAUGCUGCAACAAAAUCACUUGGAUUGACACAGUUCUUUGGUGUUGAAAACUCCAGCACAGUAAAUGUCAAAGCUGAAGAGAAUAAAAUUAGGCCAGCUUCUGCUUCAGUUGUAGACAGCUGUCAUGUUACAAGUGUUAGUAGUUGUAGUAGCAGUUCCAGUCCUUCAGUAUCUUCACAUUUCAGUGGAACAGAUGUUAUGAAUGCUGAAAUAAGAUGGGCUUUGAAAUGUGCAACCAGUCAUUACUCACUUAAUUCGUGCGAAGGACUUCCAGAACUAUUCAAGAAUAUGUUUCCUGAUAGCAGUAUUGCGAAACAGUUUUCAUAUAGUGCCACAAAAUGUGCAUAUAUGAUAUGCUUUGGACUUGCACCACACUUCAAGGCUGCUAUCUUCAAGACUGCCAAUGAAGUGGAACACUAUUGCCUGUUGUUUGAUGAGAGCUUAAAUCUUUCUAAUCAAAAGAAGCAAAUGGACAUACACAUCAGAUUGUGGGACCCAAACAGCGAUGAGGUAGUUACAAGGUUUUUCACAUCUGUAUUUAUGGGACAUUCCAGCGCAGAAGUAACCCUAUCAGCUUUGCAAGAAGCAACAGUAAAGUUGAAUCACUCAAAACUGCUUAACUUGUCAAUGGAUGGUCCAGCUGUGAACUGGAAGCUAUUUAAUAUUCUGAAAGCUGAAUUAAAAACGGAUUUUGGUUGCACCUUAAUAGAUGUAGGCAGUUGCACUCUUCACACUUUGAAUAAUUGCUUCAAACAUGGCAGUAGAUCUACAUCUUGGGAUAUUGACAGUUUUUUGGUGAGCACAUACUGGCUUUUUAAAGAUUCUCCAGCUCGCAGGGAAGAUUAUUUGAAUCUUUCUGUAAACAAAAAACUCCCCUCUAAGUUUUGCAAACAUCGUUGGUUGGAAAAUGUUCCAGCAGCCGAAAGAGCACUCGAAAUUUGGGACGACUUGAAGAAAUAUGUCGGAGAAGUUGACAAGGGACAUCUUACAAAAAUUAAAUGUAAGUCUUACCUUAUUGUUAAGGAGGCAUGUCAGGAUGUUUUGAUGCCAGCAAAGUUGAACAUUUUCCUUUCGGUCGUCAAACUGUUACAACCUUUUCUUACGAAGUAUCAAAGUGACAAACCACUCUUGCCUUUCUUAGCUGAAGAUCUAAGAAAUAUGAUUGUUAGUUGCUUGCAGAGUUUCAAUAUUAUGAGGAAUGAGUACAUUUCGAAAUUAUCUUCACCAUACCAGGUUUCACUCUUUGACUUUAAAGACAGAAAGUGUCUUUUAAGUUCAUGCAAAGUUAACUUGGGGUUCAUUGCUGAUAGACUAGUCAAAGAACUUGUUCACAAAAGGGAAGUUUCAGAAAAAGAGGUACUAGAACUCAGACAUGAAACACAGAAUUUCAUUUUCUUGAUGCUUGAAAACCUAGUGGUAAAAUCCCCAAUCAAGUAUGCCUUCGUUCGAAGCCUUUCGUGUCUUGAUCCAAGAUUUAUGCUAACCGAUAGCCACAGCUGCUACAAGAAGAUGAAGCAGAUUUUGUCAAUUAUUGUAAAGGCUAAACAACUUCAGGAAAAGAUGUGUGAUGAAAUCCUGUUGGAGUAUCAAGAAUUGCUCCGAUAUGCUCAUGAAAACAAAACAGCAUUUAGUGACUUUUCCCCUGAUGUGUCUCGAAUUGAUGUUUUCUUUCGCAAUUACCUUGGUGGUGAGAAAAAGUUUGUGAAACUGUGGCCAGUUAUAAAAAUGCUUUUAAUUUUUUCACAUGGCCAAGCAGCUGUAGAGCGAGGGUUUUCUGUUAAUCGCCAUAUAGAAGUGGAAAAUCUAAAGGAAGAUUCGUAUGCAGCAAAGAGAUUAACCAUUGAAGAGGUCAGAAAAUGUGGCGGUGUUACAAAUGUUCCUCUAACAAGAGAGUUGCGGGCUUCUGUUGCAGCAGCUCGUCAGAAGUACAUGUCAUACUUGGAAGAGGAACGCAAGAAAAAAUCUAAUGCGCUGGAAAAGAAACGUAGUCUUCAGUUAAGUGAGGAGUUAGAAGUUCAUAAAACAAAGAAGAUUCGACUACAACAAACAAUAGACAGUCUCCAAAAAUCUGCCGAUGAACUUGCUGAGCAGGCAGAAAAAACUGAAAAUGUGAAUUUGAUUAUCCAGUCAAACAGUUUUAGAAAGACAGCUAAAGAAAAGUUACUUGAAAUUAAAAAGAUAGAAAAGAAAAUUCAAGAAGUAUCGAAAAGUUACUUGAAAUUAAAAAGAUAGAAAAGAAAAUUCAAGAAGUAUCUGAAAACAUGAGGAGAGUAAAAUAAUCAAAAUUGUUAUAUUUUGUUGUGCUAUAUUAAAUAUUAAUAUCAUGAACCCUUGAAAGAUGUACUGUAAACUGUCUGAGUACAUUCCUAUUUUCUAGUAGUAAUGAGUAAAAAGUGCAUUAAUAUUAUUAUCUUGAUAUGCAACCUGUAAUUAUAUGUGCGUGUAGAUGUAAAACUGUGCAGUAACUUAGCAUGUUGUAAAUUAUGCAGUUGAUAAAUAUUUGAUAUUGCAUCAUUGGUAUGUAUUUUUGCCACACUCUUAAACAUAGCAUUGUUAUGAACAGGAAUUCUGUAAUAAUGGGACUGUCAAGGUUAUAGUAUUUGAAGUUAGGAAUUCCAUGAGUGCUAAUUCAAUAUUCUUAAAUUUAAAUUCCUACCAAAUACCUACCUAACCAAAUGCCUACCUAAAUAACUUACUAUAAUAAUUGUGAACCAGUUCGGUAUAAUGUUAAACUCAGCCAAUUUGCAAUGUUACUGUCCCUCCGAUAAGCUUUUAUCUUUUUGUUUAUAAGUAAUAGACAGGAAAAAAAAACAAUUCUGCACAUGUUCAUAAUAUAACUAUAAGUACUAAAAUUAUUUCAUAAUAUUUAAGUCCUUGAAAUUUUGGAAAAAGUCCUUGAAAGUACUUGAAAAGUGCUUAAAUUUUUUCAUCAAAAAGGAGUGGGAACCAUGUAAAAAGGUAGUGACAACCAAAAGACAACAAACCCAUUAUGCUACCAUUUUGUAAGAAACCAUGCUCUGAUUACCAUUUGUAAUUAACCUGUGUUCCUGUAGACUUAGUAGGUACUUAAAAAAAAACAAAAAAGGCCUAGAAACGUACGGGCCAUGGCAUACGUCAAGAAGACAUAUGAACAGUGAACAGAGACGGAACACAGGUACAAUACAAAGAAUUUAGGUGUUAACACCCCAAAAGGUUGGUGGGUGUUAAGGUGGAUCGUAAUCUAUAAAAAUAUAAAUAAAACAAUUAAAUCUGGUUACUUCUAGAUUAUUUUAAUGGUUAACUUAUUUUAUUUUGAACAAGCCAGAUUUUUCAUAAUAGGUAUGGUAGUUAAUACUUUUGGUCACCACUUUAAUGACUUACAAACUAGUGACAAUAUAUAUUUUUAUCAAAAUCCACAGGUUCAGUAAACUCAAAGUUUAGUACAUUAAAUUAUAAUAGAAUUGAAUUUUAACACGCGCAGGCCGGCCGCGGAUACUUUGAUAAUUCAGGGUGGCCAGCCAACCGGGAAAUCGGGAAAUAGCCAGGAUUUCUUGAAAAAACCAGGAAUACCUGGAAUCAACCAGGAAUUUUUAUUAGAACCGGGAAUUUUUUUUAUGAAGUAACGAUCGCAAAAACAUACGGCUGUUAAAUGAGCACGUUCACCACCCGUCGAAGCACGACAGUAUGCUAGUGAGCUAUAUUUUGUGAAAGUUUAUUUGUUCAUAUUGCAUUUAAAACUUUUGUAGUACGUAAGAAACCGUUAACAAUUCAGACUUCCAUACUUAUUAUGUUUCUGUAUUCAAAAGCAACAGCAUUUUGGCUGAAAAUGUUGUUGUAGGGUGGUAGUAAUUUCUCGCACGGCAUGUUGGUAGCACUAGUUUUGUAUGUAUAUUUGUUUUUACUUUGCGCUCAUGUUGUUGCGUCACGGUAUCACGGACACGGAUACUUUUCUCGAGUUUUUUUAAAAGUUUAGUUGUGCGGGACGUUGUUUUGAAUUUUUUAAUCUAACAUGUAAUUGGCGCAGACUAUCAAAAUGUCAACGAGUUCGGUCACCACAUACAAUGACAAAUAUACGGAAGAGUUUGAAUGGGUGGAGAAAGAUCCAAAGUGCAGGACAAACGCUAUUUGCAAUUUGUAUAAUGUUAAAAUCAAUAUCGGUAGCAUGGAUGGGAAGAACAGCAUUAGCCAGCCACGCAAGAGGGGCAAAACACGUGCGUUUGGUGUCAAGUAAUUUUUGUGACGUGAGAUUAUAAAUUUUUUUGUUGGUGGUAGGUUUUGUUUUAAGCAAGUUCAUUGAUUUAAUUUUUAAGCCUAUAGUUAAGUUGUCUAUUGUUAACGCCAAUAAAACAUCAUAUUGUGUGUGCUUUGUGUAACAAAAAUACAAAUUGUAUGCAAAUAUUGAUAAAAACAACCCUUGAAAAAACCUGGAAAUAACCAGGAAUUUUAUUAUCCCAGAAGAGUGGCCACCCUGUAAUUACUUUACAGAUUACAUUUAUUUUAAAGCAAGUUGCACAAACAAGGUUUCAGAGUAAUAAAAUCAAAAAUAAACAAUUUUUCAUUAUUUGGAUUGACAAGUACCUUUGAUUACUAUAUUUUAUACCUUUUUCUUUAAUUGGUAGUUGAAUAGUUCGCAAAUUGUUCGUAGAGAAUUUAAAACUUUAAGAUUUCUUACAUUGUGUCUUCCAAACAUAGACUUAGCUGCAUGCGAAGUGCUGACAUCCGAACGGCGUGACGGGGCGGAUAGCGGACUAAAGUUGACAGCACGAUGCAUGGAAUUUAGAUGGCCGAAAUCAGGAACUCAGUGCGGGUAGAUGUGGUUGUCUACCCGUCACUGGGGAUGGAAAACCCCACUGUGAAAACAAAAGUUCACACAGCGUUAUUAAGUGGUUAUGGCCAGUGGGAAAGUUCUCGGCCACAAAGGGCUCAAGAAAACAGGAAAUCAAAAGGGCACUAAAAUCUCUACUCACCAAAUUGUGGGGUAGGUCGGUGGUACUAUCUAUCCAUGAUGGUAGACGUCCACUAGCGCGGUUGCACGCACUUAAUUCGCCAGAAAAACACUAACACUAAUAUGAUGUUUAAACUUAAAAUUGUAAGGGGAUUUUCCCCCUGGUCGUCGCGACUACAUCCUAUAUUCUUUGAUGUCCGACUUCUUAGUAGGAGAGACGCGGUCGCGAUAGAAGUAGCGCGGCAGAUGUAGGAUGCUCCCUGUACCACAGUUGAUUGUCGACUCUCUCUACUUGAGAGAGUCCCUUGGUUCCUGCAUGGGCUCAAAACCGAAAAGGGGGAGGGGGGAAGAGAGAAACAGAGUGGGCGGAGCUAAGCGGGCCAUGGGAGGAAAAGUACCUUGGGAUUGGUCAGGGCUUGUGCCACAAGAAAAAUAUAAAACUCUCUAUGAGCGCCAUCUUUAGUUGGGACAGGCGCCAUGAGAUAGCGCACCGAGCGGUGGCGUAGCUGUAUGCCGUCUAAGGCAAAGGGGGAUUGGAAGGUGGUGUUCCCUGGCGGGAGAAACAGACAUUAGCAUGCUUAGUUUCAGUUGUGCUCGAGAGAUCGCGCACAAGCCUCGUGCGUGGAGCGCAAACAUAGGCGUGGCUUGUUCCUAAAGGAGAGGAGGGGUUGACGAGGGAAGGGGCAUGGUCUUGUCUCGGUCAUGGUUCCUGGAAGCAUAGCAAAAAACCUAAGAGGGCCAGAGGUGGCGGGGAAGUGCUUGUUUUAUGCCGAGACCAGCACAUCCGCUUUGCUCGCCAGGGCCUCGAGCCUGGGAAAGCGAGCUAGGCUCGCCUGACGAGGCAGGUACCCCUGCGUGAGAAACAAGGCGGAAGGCACGUUAGGCAGGGAGAGUUAUCAUGUCUGUUCCUGCAUGCCGGCGAGAUAAAAUUGACUCGGCUAGCCUACGCUGCGUGUAAGUGUCUGCAUGUCUCUGCCGAGACGUUGAGACUCUCUAAAACCCACUAGUAAAGUUUUAAUAUGUAUAGCCCUGGGUGGUAUAGAUGAGAAAAUAAAUUUUGAUGAGGUACUCUAGCUUAUGGGAAAGCAAAAAUAUUUUAAUAAAUAAAAGUUGAAAAAUUGAGCCAUUAAAUUACUGAUUUUCGGCUCAGUAAUGUGACAUUUUUUUGUUCCUACAUAUUUUAUAGUCGGGGCAAAAAAUUCUCCUGAACAGAACCGUCACCCUGGUGAUAGGGUGUUGUGAAUAAGAAAUAUAAUUAAAUAAAACAUAUAAAUAAAAAGAUAAAUAAAAAAAAGUAAUAUCUUUAUUGUUAAUCAUGUGAAACAUAAUAAUUUUUAUUUUCAUUAUAGUGCAUGAUUAGAUCGGUAAUUAGCUUGGUUUGUAGCAUUUCGGGUCCUUCUACCUAAAUUGAUUCGUCUAAUAGGAGGCAUAUCUAUAUUAUAGAUUAUUUUGUCACAUGCAAUAAUUAGCGAUCAUAGGUAAAUGAACACUGCACAAAACACUAUAUAGGUAAGAAUUUGUUUAGUGUAUAAGUUGACAAAAGCAAACUCAUUAGGGUAGAUAACCUAAAAUCCAAGGAAAAAAAAAAAACAGACAUUGACAGUUUGUUGCUGUUUCAACUUUUUUUUAAUUAGAUAUGACUUGGAGUCAAAACCUUCAAGCCGUAUUUAAAAUAGGGUAAUGCAAUAAUAAAAACUUAAACUUAUGAAAUACUUUUUGUAACGCUGGUUUUGUUUGACUGAUGUAUUGACUUGAAAACUGAUGCAUUUUAAAGUAAAACAAAUGAAAUAAUAUCGCGAAGCCAACCAAAUUAAAACUAUUCGAUUUGGUUUUUUUUUUUUUUGUUUAUCUGUGCUCCAACGCACACUGUUUUGAUAGAUAUGAUUGAACUUUGUACAGAGGUAAUAAAGUGCAAAUUGACUCUUUGACGUUAGGAACAUACCUACAUUGUUUAAACAACAAUGAGUGCUCGUUUUAGUUAGAAAACGUUUGUAUGGGAAAAAUAAAAGGGCUGGUUUUAGGGUUUUUCCGGCAAUUAUUCGAAUUUUUCUCGCCGUAAAAACCAUCUUUGAACUUCAACGAACAUUUAAAAAAAAUUGGCCAAAUUGGUCCAGGCGUUGUUGAGUUAUGCGCUUACCAACACAUUUUGCGAUUCAUUUUUAUAUUAUAGAUUUGCACGUGCUAUGUGUUUUAAGAAGGUAUUUUGUAUUUUAUUAGACAUUUUUAAUCAUUACUAUUUUUUAUGUAAUUAUUCACAAAGAAGUCGCUGUACUAGAUUUUCGCCGGUUUAGGCCUACUUUUUCAGGUUUUUUCUAAAUAAGUUUAAUUUUGUAAAGUAAUUUGUAUUAUAAUUGCUGUUUGUAAUGUUCAUUAACGUGUGGAAUGAUUCUAGAACAAGGGACUGUGUCUGGUGUGAUGGUUAGAAAGAGAGGCAUGAGAGGCCUGUAAGUGUAAGUGAGAAAGAAACAGUAAUUCCCCUCAGAGAUAGAUAAAGACGGGAAUUCCCCCACUGCGUGGGAACUGAGUGAUAACUGCUGUCUCACAGUGUGGGAGAGAGAACGAGAAUGGGAGUCCCCGAUUUUGAUGUGAAAUUGAAAAGAGACAGAUCAAGGGAAGCCCCGAGUUAUGUGUGUACAGGGUUUUUUCAUGUAUUGUAAUUUGUUCUGUGAUUGGCUUGUGAUUUGUAGAGUGAAUGAAGCGUGCGUGUGAUUGGUCGGUGAGGUCAUGUGACUUCUACUCCCUGCGUGGAGGAGACAUGUCAUGACCUCAUGAGUUCAUCAGUAGUCGUCGGGCGAUCGCUGCCAGGCGAGGCCGCGUUUCGGCGGCUCGCGGUUUUUCGCUAGGUGCGGCCGUGUUUGAGGCCGCACAUAUUUUGGAUAUUUCCAGCAAAAGGUUAUUGAAAGACUUAAUCGACGUUAUUUCUUUUUAUUAAAUUUCAUCGCCCGAGCUGCGAGUAUUCUCGACAGGCGAAUGUACGACUGAACGAGUGAAUGAAACAUUGGAAGUGUUUGGAUUCGUAUGUGCAUUCUAUCUUGAGAAAAUAAAAACAACAAAAUUAUAA
Bacillus rossius redtenbacheri is the source of this 10104-nucleotide messenger RNA. RefSeq lists its product as uncharacterized. The transcript has 2 exons. The record is from RefSeq and is a predicted model, not a curated record. The coding region runs from base 2063 to 4351 and encodes 762 amino acids. Lineage: Eukaryota; Metazoa; Arthropoda; Insecta; Phasmatodea; Bacillidae.